Messenger RNA from Paramecium tetraurelia, 822 nucleotides. RefSeq lists its product as uncharacterized. Gene Ontology annotation, molecular function: DNA-binding transcription factor activity; sequence-specific DNA binding. Gene Ontology annotation, biological process: regulation of DNA-templated transcription. NCBI's taxonomy places the organism in Eukaryota, Ciliophora, Oligohymenophorea, Peniculida, Parameciidae. The record is from RefSeq and is a predicted model, not a curated record. The transcript is spliced from 4 exons.
AUGUAGAAUCAACUAAGUGAAACUAUUCAUUGGAAUGAGGAUGGAGAUGCUAUUCUUAUUAAUGAUAUUGAAGAAUUGGUGAAAUCAGUAUUGAGCGUUCACUACAAAUAAUCAAAUUUUCUCAGCUUCUCAAGAUAAUUGAACCAAUAUGGAUUUCAGAAAUAAAGGAUCGGGAAAAAAACCUAUAUAUUUAAACAUCCUUACUUCCAAAAAACCAAGAAGGAAAAUCUCAUUAAUAUUGUGAGUUCUCAUAAAAUAAAGUCCUUUAAAAUUUAACAAUAAGAAGGCGAUGAUGAUAAUUUAGUUAACAUAAAUGAGUAAAGUUCUUUGGCAACAACCAUAAAAAAAUUGUAAAACUAAUAGAAGAUUAUUUGUUAACAAUUUUCAGAAUAAAUUGAAUUAUAAUCUCAAAUUAAAUAGAUCAUUAUAUUCCUUAAAAAGAAAAUAUAUGAGUGCGAUCAAACAAUCGAUAAUUAUUGUUUCAUUGGUUAAUUGCAUUUGGUAAAAGCUAUGAAUUUGAUUCCAAAUGAUGAAGAACACUAAUAAGAAAUAGAAUUUAUCAAAUAAAUUUUAGAACAGUUUUCAAAUAUUUAUAUGGAAUACAUUGAUUAAAGUUAAGUUAGUUAAAGAAGCUACAAUCUGUCAGUAAGAUCUUGUACACCUCUUCCAUUUUAUCAAUAUGAGUAAUCACAACAAUAGAAGCCACCUGCUGGACUAAUUGACCAAAAAAAUACAUAAUUAAAACAAAAUAUAGCCAACUAUUUGAUAUGGUUGUAAUAGUGGUAUUAAGAAGCAUUAUAACUAUAUGGAAAUUUAAAAUGA